Molecule: messenger RNA, 1639 nt
Organism: Zerene cesonia (dogface butterfly)
Lineage: Eukaryota; Metazoa; Arthropoda; Insecta; Lepidoptera; Pieridae
Exons: 8
Coding region: 191-1351 (386 amino acids)
Biological process (GO): sensory perception of taste
Cellular component (GO): axon; dendrite; neuronal cell body
Source: RefSeq, a predicted model, not a curated record
CGACCGUAAUGUUUGACAUCAACAUAGUAUGGCUAUACGGGUCAAUCUACACAUAUAAAACGAAUUCUGAAGUUUCAGCAUACGUUAGUAAUUAUAAAAUUUCUAAACUUUCAGAUUUGGUGAUAACAAAAAAACAUUUUCACCGCGCAUCAAUAACAAAGACAGUAUAUAAGCAAAUAUUACAUGGAUCAUGCGGCCCCAAAGCUGCAUAGUCCGCGAUCCGCUGGCGCUAGUGCUGCGCAUCAUGCGAGUGCUCUCACUGGCGCCAGUCACCAUCGCACGGGAGCGCGGCGGAUACCGCAUUCGAGUCUCCAAACGUUACGCGUACGUGGGGUAUACCUUCAUCCUUAUAUUGAACGCGUUGCAUGCUGUUUGCGUAUGGUUUGAAAUAAAUUUUAAUAGAAUACAUUAUAGCGAAGUUCGCACACAGUUGCCUCUAUUGUCGUUUGUUGCGCUGUCGAACAUCUUGGUAGUGACCAUCAUUACCUUGCACGCAUCGUUGUUCAGUCUGUCAAAAAUGAACAAUUUGAUAGAACAAGUGUAUUAUAUGGACAAGAUAAUCCCUUCGACUGAAAAAAAAGAAGAUGUCAAAAAACAGAAAGGACUGAUCAUAUUGAUCUUUACGUACAAAUUUGUAAUAGAUGGAAUAAAUCUUUAUCACAGCGUUUUUAACAUGCGUUACCCUGACGUAAUUGUUUAUGGGUUAAUUCUAUCUCGCUUUAAAUAUGCGUUGGUGCGUUUGGUACAAAUAUAUAUUUAUGUAAUAUACGAAGAAAUUUUGUCCAAAAUACGUACCGUGCGACAAGAGUUACAGGACUUGGCUGACUUGCUGGAAUUUGAAUUUGAGCCAUCAUCAGCGUUCACUCGAUCAGCCAAUGCGAGUCUUCGAAUGAUUGGAGAAAAAUUGGAUUUUCUAAGAGAAAUAUUCACGAAGAUGAACCAAUGCAACGAAUAUGCGGUGUUUUUUGCUUACAUAUGCAUUCUUUCCUGGACUAUACAAAGUGCAUUUGAUUUUGUUUUGUAUAGACCACAAGACGUUCCUGUAGUUAUUUUUUUGGACAUCUUAAUUGUGAUGCAUAUUACGUUUACCAUGGCAGUCAUGAUCGAGCCCUUCCGAGGAAUUAAUCUUGAGGUGCAAACAAUAAAAUUGCAAGUCGCCCGCAUGGCCACAACUGACUACGUAACCGACUCCAUUCCAGCGCCGCUGGAUAUGCUCUACGACGAGUUGUCCACUAUGGAUAUGACGUUUUCUCCACUCGGCAUCUUUACUAUGCGUCGGUCUUUGUUAAUUAAGACUCUUGGUGCUGCAGUCACUUAUCUCAUUAUUGUUGUUCAAUUCAAAGUUACUUAAAGGAAGAACUGAAUACAUUAUAUUCAUUUGCUAAAUUUAAAUUGACCUAGAUUUCUAGAGGUUAUAGUGUUAAAGUGUUAAUAAUUGCAAAUUUAGAAUACUAUAAUAUUAUUUAAAAUAAUUAAUCACCAAAUAAGCAAGUCAGUUAGGAUUGGCUUUGAUAUUAUAAAUAACUUCAUGUGUAGUUUAAAUGAUUCUGUCACAGUUAUAUUACCAAAAAAUGACAUAAAUUAAUAGUAUUUUCUUGUAUUUGAUUUAACGUGAGUAUAACACAUUUAGAAAUUAAAA